AAGGGGAAAGGAAGAGGCAAUAGAAAGUGGGGAGGAGGAAAAGCAGCCUCUAAGGAAAUCCUUGAGUGCAUAUUGUUCUGGGUUUGUGCAUUAAUGAAUGAGCUCACAGAGGACUUUCCAAAAGCUGAAUGCUUUCCAUUGGUUGAACGAAAAUACAGACAGGAGGAAAAGGGAGAACUGCUCGAAACUGGGAAUAGUCCUUCCCCUUUCAUUUGAAGAAUGUAGUAGCUUCUCCCCGAGUUCUUUCAGUUUCGUCUUUGAACCUUUCCAUUUGCAUUUAUCAACCUGCUUUAUAAAACAGAUAAUCGAUUGCCUUGGAUUUGUGGUGUGACCAAGUUUUUUUAAAAAAUGCCCCAGUUUCUUAAAGCUGUAGGAAAAAGGCUGGAGAAAUUAGGAAGGCAAAACUUGGACAAGUUAUUUGAAGAUGUGCAUGCAGGAUUAUUAGAGGAUAAAACAUCACAAGGCAGUGAUCACCAAGGUGAUGUGGACAAGUUUCAAUCAAAACGGAUAGGAAGAAAACUGGAGAUAAUUGGAAGGCGUAACCUGGAACAGUUGGCUAAAGACUUUGUGGCAGAUACGAAUGUGACUGAAUUGCUUAACGGUGGGCUUGAAAGUGAUGAUAACAUGUCAGAUUGUUGCCAGAGUGAACUUACUUCACCAGAGGUGGCAGCUGAAACUCAAAAUGAAAACGUGAUGGAUGAACUCAAGAUAAAACUUCAAAAUGUAUUUCAGCAUGGAAAGGUCCCAUUUUAUGUCCGGACAGUGACUGUUUGUGGCUACAGGACCGCUGGGAAAACGACUCUGCUGCGGAAAUUACUUAAUGAAUCAUUUCGGGAGGAUGAGCCCAUAACAGACGGAAUACGGAUUGGACAGAUAGAUAUUAAAAACUGGGAAAAAAAGCUAGAUAAUCCAAGCGAUGAUUUAACGACUGCAAUUGCAUCCUGUGUUUUAAAUUCUGAUAAACAACCACUUGAAGGAAUGCUUACAAGGCAAAGUGACACUGGUUCAAGUGAAGAACAAAAGGAUGUCGAUAAAGCAGGUGCUGCCAUGAAUGAAGCUUUUACCAAUGAGAUAUUGAUGAAAUUGAAAGAAACCAGCAAAGUCCCAGAGGAGUUCUCAGUAUUUAGGUACUAUGACUUUGGAGGACACGUGGAAUAUCAACAGAUGCACAUGCCCUUUUUACCUAACAAUGCUGUCUACUUAUUGGUCAUUAACCUAAACCUACAAUUAAACGACACAUUACCAGCAAAGGAAAGGCCGCUUAGAGGACAAAGAGUAAUAGACACCUGUGGAUUUACCGUGCAAGAAUACCUUGACUACUGGAUCAGGUGUAUUUGCUCCCUCUGCAGAGAUAGUAAGACUACCUGCCAUGUCGUUCUGGUUGGGACUUUUGCCAAUGACUGCAGAAAUGCUGAAGAGGCUUUGAGUACAAUAUAUAGUUACCUUCAAAAAUAUUUCCCAGCCGGUGUACUUUAUAAUCAGAAAUUCGCUGUUGACAAUUCUGUUGACCAUGACCAGGGAACUGGAUACAGCAAGCUACGUUCAGCCAUUGAGAAUCUUUCUAGACAGGUUGCAUUUGAAGACAACAUUGUUUUGUGUCGUGCAAAAUUGUACUACCAUAUUCUCCAUUGUACUGAGAAAUACCUGCUGUGUUCAGAUCUGUAUUUACCAUGGUAUGAGAUAAUGGGCAGUCCCCAAGGUGUAGAGGUGAGCAGUGCUGACAAGAAGCAUCAAGUACAGACUGCACUGCAAGUCUUGAACUACAUGAAAUUUGCGUACUAUUCUGACCCGAUCUUGGUCUUGGAUCCUCAGUGGCUUAUUGAUCUCAUGGCUGCUUUGAUUCCAGUCAACUGUAUGCCACCACCAAAGAUACAAACUGCACCAUUUCCAAUUCAGCGUGAGUGGAUGAAACUAGUCAACACUGGAAAAUUUUCUGAAAACCUCCUGCAAUAUAUUUGGUCAAAUGAAGCACUAAAGCUUAAGGAUGAGUUACUUGACAUUAUGAAAAGCCUAAAAUUAGUUCUGCAUGCCAAUCCAGAGUCCAAGUGUUACCAUCUUUGGUUCAAACGUAAACAAAAGGAGAUUUUUCUGUGCUUUUAUCAGGACCAAGUUAUCAUGCCCUUCUGGAAAGAUGUUUUUAAUGAAUUGAUACCCUUAUUUCAAAAGGAAUGGCCCUACAUUGAAUCGCUCGAUGCUAUGUUUGUUCUACUCGAAAAGAAAAAGAAUGCUGAUUACAAAAUACAUCUGGAGUUGAGACAUGAUAAAGUACUUCUGGUGAACAAAAAUGAGUUUGAACACGAUGAUUUUGUUUAUAAAGUUGGUUCUAUUGUGGCGCAUAUGCAACAGCAAUACCCUACACUAUGUUUGUUUGUGGAUGGUAAACCCUACAAAGCAAUUGAACUCUUUGUUCAGGUCAAGCACAGGGUAAGGGAAAACGUGGAGGUGGUGAAUGCAGUGAAAAUCUUCAUGGAGGAUCAACCAGAAAAACAAAUGGAUAUUUUCUUCAGAGGUCAGUUAAUUGACAUCCGAUUUGAUACAACACCAGCAAGUAUGGUGGAUAGCAUUGAAGAAAGAAUGCUGAUAAAAGCUUUGGCAGAACUCAACCGAUUUCAUGGGGCUAAUGCAGAGGAGAUAUGCAGACAAAGGCUUGAACUCUUACCGAUGGCUCACUUCUUUUCCAAAGGAAGAGAGUUGGUAACCAACUUGUGUGAACUGCUGAGAAAAUUACACAAUAAUUCCACAGAGGACAGGGGAUAUAUCCUUGAUAAUGUAAGAGAAACCCUUCAGUGCUGUGUUAUCCAGUGUAUGCUGGACACAGCAAAUCAACCUGUGGACUACAAUGAAAUCCAAACUCUGGACACAUACAAAAUGUUUCAAAAAGCUCAGCCUGGCAUUCCAGAAAGUGCCAUUGGAGACAUCCUCCACCUUCAAGAUUUAUCAAUACUAGAUGAGUCCACCUUGCCUGAGCAUUUUACAGAGAAACUCACAACAAGCAUACACUGUCUGUUCUGGAUUGUGAAACUGGUCUUUGUCAAGUGUAUGGAUGGAAAUUGUGCAAGAGAGAAAAGGUUGGAAGAGUCCAUUAGUACUCUGUACUUUAAAAGCUAUCAACGCCACAUAGAACAUGAAAAGGAACUUGGUGCAUUAAGAAGCAAGCAACAGGAAUUAAGGAAAACAAGAAAGCCAACUCAUAAAAACAUGGAUUGCAGAGGUAAAGAUUGGUUUCUUGCUUAA
Carcharodon carcharias (great white shark) is the source of this 3234-nucleotide messenger RNA. RefSeq lists its product as uncharacterized. The record is from RefSeq and is a predicted model, not a curated record. Bases 349 to 3234 code for a protein of 961 amino acids. The transcript has 11 exons. Lineage: Eukaryota; Metazoa; Chordata; Chondrichthyes; Lamniformes; Lamnidae.